Molecule: messenger RNA, 1599 nt
Organism: Drosophila innubila
Lineage: Eukaryota; Metazoa; Arthropoda; Insecta; Diptera; Drosophilidae
Product: golgin subfamily A member 6-like protein 2
Exons: 4
Coding region: 46-1041 (331 amino acids)
Source: RefSeq, a predicted model, not a curated record
GCUCUUUUGUUUCGACGCGCUGUUGGUGGUACAGGGAUUCCAAGCAUGAGAUCCCUCAGUUUGUUGCUACUCGGCGCCAGCUGCGCGCUAAUCCUAAGCAUAGCCUACGCACAUCCGCCGGAGGGUGUGUGGAAGAAGAAGCUGACCUGGAAGGAGGAUUGGGUGCAGGUCUGGAAGACCAUUAAAAAAGAGGCAUGGGAAACGAAAUGGAAAAAGGUGUCCGUACCAAUUUGGAAAGAAGUUCAGGUGCCUGUCUGGAAGGAGGAGAAGGUGCCGGACUGGAAGAUCAUUAAGAAGCCCAAGAUUGAGGAACGCGAGGUGCCCGCCUGGAAGGAUAUCAAAGUGCCCGAAUGGAAGAAGAUAACGAAGCCCAUUUGGGUGCCCACCAAGGUGGCCGUGUGGAAGGAAAUUCAAGUACCAGUGUGGAAGGAAGUCCAAGUGCCGUUCUGGAAGGAAAUCCAGGUGCCAGUGUGGAAGGAAGUACAGGUGGCAGACUGGAAACAAAUGUUCGAGCCACAAUGGGUGAAAAUGGGCAUUCCUGGUGAAAAGUUCUUGGGCAAAGAUCACGAGGGCUGGGAGUACACCAGUCACGAUCUGUGGCGCAAGAAGCUCAUCUGGAAGCCAGUGUGGAAGAAGAUCUGGCGCACCGAGAAGAAACAGGAGUGGCGCACCGAGAAGAAGCAGGAAUGGCGCACCGAAAAGGUGCAAGAGUGGAAAACUGAAAAGGUGCAAGAAUGGAAACAGGACAAGAAGCUGGAAUGGAAAGACGAAUGGGUUCAGGUGUGGAAGCCAUCCAAGAAGCAAAUCUGGAUCAAGGAGAAGCGCGAAACGUGGGUCGAGGAGAAGGUACAGAUCUGGCGCACCGAGAAGAAACAAGUCUGGGCCACCGAGAAGAAGCAGGCGUGGAAGGACGAAUGGCAAUCGGUGCAGGUGCCUGUCUGGAAGGAGGUCAAGGUACAGGAAUGGAAAAAGGUGUGGAAGCCAGUGUGGGAAAAGGUCUGGGUACCAAUUAGCCAUGGACACGGACAUGGCUGGGAUUAAAUUGUGCCCAAAAUAACGGGCUAACAUCUCGCAAGCUAUGCGACAGCACUGAUAUUAUCUGAUAACUGCCCAAGUCCAGCCCAAGUUCGAACCCAGGUUCGAACCCAAGUUCGAACCCAUACUUAAGUCAGCUCAUUUGGCCUAAAUCAUCUCCUCCCUCCACAUGCACACACCCCGAAUGCAUUUUGUAUACAAAUUUCGUCACUUUUCCUUUCAACUUAUCUUCUUCUUUUCUACUAUUUCUGUCUCUUUGCCUCUUGUAACUGUAUCUGUAUCUUAAGUGUACAAAUUAGUCAUCCGCGCGUUUGUCUUUAAGUUAUAAACAUUUCAUAUUCCAUGAAACAAUUUAUUAAUUGGCCUAUUUGGAUUUGCCAUUGAAAUUCAACUUCAAUGAAGAAUGAAGCUCAAAAACAAAAACAAAAACAACAACAACAACAAAACAUAAAAGCAUAAAGAAAAACAAGUGAAAAUUGUGCAUUAAAGGUUUGUAAAUAUGUAUGUACGUAAACAAAAACCAUAAACAUAAUCAUAAACAACUGUACAAAAUUUCAAACAAAA